AUGGCAACAUUAACUGUAAGAGAGGGCAUCGAUCUUGAGCUACAAGCCUCCAAAGAUACUCAAAUUUUACUAAUAGGCAAGAAGAAACUUGUCAAGAAUAUCAAAUUCGAUGACGAUAUUAUGGCGAAAUUCUCGGGUUUUGUCACUUCUAAAACUUGGGGUUCAUUAAUGGAAACAUUAACUGAAAAUAGUCCAGCAACAAUACCACUGUAUUUGAAUUUAGCUACCGUUAUUGCUGUGGCAGAUGAAUCGAGUCGACAUAAUGCUCCUUCAAACGCUAUAUCAAUUUUUAAAGAAGUGAAAAAGGCAAGUCAGAGAGAUGGAAUUAAGAAUGUCUCUGUAAUUUUAUAUGGAAUACUAGCAGAUGUGUUUCCAAGUGUUGCUGCAAUAGCACGUUGUUAUCCUCUUUAUAGUCGAUUAACUGAAAAUCGCGACAGUUUAGAGAAUGUUCAAAUUGAAGUUGUUGUUGCUGAUGGCAAAAAGCUCACAAAUCUUGAUCUGUUGUUUCUCCAAACGUUGACGGAAUCGAUUCGAAAUACUGCUCGCCUAAUUGAUAUGCCAUAUAAUGAGCUUAAUACGGAACAGUUUGUUGCUGAAGCUAGUGAAUUAAUUUCAACACUUCCGAAUAUACGAAGUACAAUUAUCAAGGGCAAUGAUUUACUUGAAAAAGGUUUUGGAGGGAUAUAUCAUGUUGGUAAGGCAUCAUCUUCACCACCGAUUUUUGCAUGCUUUAGCCAUAAGCCACCAAAUGCUACGAAAACAUACGCUAUGGUUGGAAAAGGUAUAGUGUAUGAUACAGGUGGUAUGCAGAUUAAAACGAAAACUUCAAUGCCUGGUAUGAAGAACGAUAUGGGUGGUGCAGCUGCUUUACUUGGUUCAUUUUAUACCUUGGUAAAAUUGGGCUUUAAACAAAACUUGCACUGUUUACUAUGCGUCGCAGAUAAUGCUAUUUCGCAUAUUGCAAACCGUCCGGAUGACAUUAUAACGAUGUUAAGUGGUAAAACGGUUGAAAUCACGAAUACGGAUGCCGAAGGUCGUCUCGUAUUAGCUGAUGGUGUUUAUUAUGCGAAAAAUAUGCUCAAAGCUGAUACAAUAAUCGAUAUGGCGACAUUAACAGGUGCACAAGAACUUGCAACUGGAAAACUCCACGCUGCUGUAUUAACCAAUAGUGAAGAAUGGGAGAAUCGUGCUUGUAAAGCUGGACAAGCUAGCGGUGACCUUGUUCAUCCGUUACCGUUUUGUCCGGACUUGCAUUUUAAUGAUUUGAAAAGUCCCAUAGCAGAUAUGCGAAAUUCAACUUUUGCCAAAGGGCAGGGACCUAAAAGCUCUAUUGCUGGUCUGUUUAUUGCAUCGCAUAUUGAUUUUGGAAGCGGCUUGAAUUGGAUACAUUUUGAUAUUGCUUCUCCUGUGGAAAGUUGCAGUCGUGCAACAGGUUAUGGUCCUGCUCUGAUUUGCGCACUUCUUGCAUCCGAUCUGGAUGUUCCGCUGCUUAAAACUUUGCAGUGA
Molecule: messenger RNA, 1506 nt
Organism: Cercopithifilaria johnstoni
Lineage: Eukaryota; Metazoa; Nematoda; Chromadorea; Rhabditida; Onchocercidae
Source: the annotation of a GenBank genome assembly